AUGUCUACUAUCGCAGGUGUUGUGAGCUUUCUCGAUCAAGAAAAAUUUAGAAACACGCAAGAAUUUCAAGAUGUUUCGUUUUUGAUCAAGGUCAAAAAAAGUGAGGAUGAGGAAAAGACUGCGGAACUAUAUUUUCUUGAUGGUGAUCCAAUUACAGAAAUUCCAGUCCCUAAUGAUAUUGAAUGCGAAGAAAUUAACGAAUUGGAUCAGAAAACCUUUCCAACUUUUUCAGAAAAAGAAGCAAAGGAAAAGGCUGCUGUUCGAGCAUCCGUUGAUAAAAUGUUGGCUGAUAUUAGGUUAACUUUACCUUCGCAUAAAAUUAAACCGUGUGAAAAUGAAGCCGCUGACAUAUAUAAACAAGCAUUAAACUUUAGUCUUAUAAUAAUGAUUUUAUUGUUUAUAUCAGAUGUAAUGUUGGGAAUGACUAUUCAUAUAAGCCUUUACGCUAAGGAUAAUUUAUCAGAAUUAAAAGAAUUAUAUGAAUCAUAUAAAGCAAUUUCAGAAAAAAAUAAGCAUUUUUAUUAUAAAUUUUAA
Messenger RNA from Dentiscutata erythropus, 534 nucleotides. Lineage: Eukaryota; Fungi; Glomeromycota; Glomeromycetes; Diversisporales; Gigasporaceae. The record is from the annotation of a GenBank genome assembly.